AUGGCGACAGAUCCAUCACAAAGUGCCACUGUAUCAAGUGGACCACGUGCAUCCAGUGGACCAAGUGCAUCCAGUGGACCAGGUCAAGACCUUCGGCUAGAGGACAUACCGGGCUACUCCCGGUUGCCCUGCAAUCAGUGCUUGUUCUGGACCUCGCCUUGUGGCUGCAGGAAGGGCGAUCGCUGUGUCUUUUGUCACCACGCAGUGGCGCAGGAACAGGCACAUCUUUCCAACCGGCGGCCGCGGAAAAAUCAGCGAGACCAGAUGAAGAGUUUCAUCAAAGAGCUGGUGGAACACCUGAACGCAGAACAAGAACCGCAGGAGGUGGCUGAAAAAUGA
Cladocopium goreaui is the source of this 339-nucleotide messenger RNA. Lineage: Eukaryota; Dinophyceae; Suessiales; Symbiodiniaceae. The record is from the annotation of a GenBank genome assembly.